Messenger RNA from Astyanax mexicanus (Mexican tetra), 2067 nucleotides. RefSeq names its product V-set and transmembrane domain containing 2 like (gene vstm2lb). The transcript is spliced from 4 exons. The record is from RefSeq and is a predicted model, not a curated record. Bases 349 to 1317 code for a protein of 322 amino acids. NCBI's taxonomy places the organism in Eukaryota, Metazoa, Chordata, Actinopteri, Characiformes, Acestrorhamphidae.
AAUUCGUGCGCGCCGGAGCGAGGCGGAGGAGGGAGGAAACGGAGAAAGUGUGUGUGUGAGAGAGAGAGAGAGUGUGUGUGUGUGUGUGUGUGUGUGUGUGUUUCGGUAAGUGAGGCGGCGGAGGAAAUUCAGCGACACUUCCACUGUUUUCUUUUCUCCUCCCUGAAGCGCUAACGCUGACUCCCACUCCCUCUCCGCGGAGGACAGCAGGGCAGUAGCGCACCUGGACGGAAUAUUAUAUUAUAUAUAAAUAUAUAUAUAUAUAUAUAUAUAUAUUUUAGCAGUAGGUAGGUCGCCUCAUGUGUCUGAACUAGACUAACUCUUGCUGAAGAGCGUCAGAAAGCAGAAAUGGGGCCGUUUGGAGCGCUGCUGUGGAUUUCACAUUAUGUGGGACUUUUCCUUCAACUAAGCGCCGCUUCUCAGGCGAGUGGAGACGCCGAGGUGGACAACCACUUAUCAGGCAACGCCCUUUUCACAGAGGUUCCUCAUGACAUAAUCACUCAAAGUGGUCGAGAUGUGGAGAUGGCGUGCUCCUUCAGGGGGGCUGGCUCUUCCUCCGUGUCCUUGGAGAUCCAGUGGUGGUACCUUCGGCAGCACAGGGAAUGGACUGAGAAACCAGCCUGGACAACCAAUCAGGUUGCUCCUGUUGAAGAGAUGACAAGGGACGCCACUAAAAUAAGCGUGGUGAAAGUGGCUGGCAGCAACAUCUCUCACAGGCUUCGUCUGUCCAGUGUUAAACCUACAGAUGAAGGCACUUACGAAUGUAGAGUCAUCGACUUCAGUGACAGCCACGCCCAGCACCACAGAGUCCGUGCCUACCUGCAAGUACAGCCUACAGGCCCCAAUGUGCAGCUCCACAAUGAGGACCAGCAGCUGCACAGCGACGGCCAGCUCCAGAGUGAGGAGCAGAAUCUCCUCCAAGGCAGCCAUCCCCUGCAGAAGGGCCACAGUCAGAUCACAGAUAGAGAAAUGCAGAAGAAAGCAGAUCAAGAUCUUCAACAUGGAGACCAUAAGCUUCAUCACCAAGUACAUCACAAGAGCCAUGGCAGUGAUUCAGCCAACAAAAGUGAAAAGAUGGAUUCACCCCCUGCUCUGCAUCAUGAUGAACAUCACCGGCAGGACCAGGACCAUCAACAUCAUUUUCAUGAGGGGGGCCACCAUCAAGCACUAGAGCGAGAGGGCCACCAACAGAUGAGCAAACAUACACAAGCAAGCAAGAAGAGUCAACCCAAAAGCCACCAAUCAGAGGUCAGAGCCCACAAGGGACAUGCUAGAGAGAAUUCCAAUGACUGCUCAACUGAUGACUGUGUUCUCUAGAGAACGAGGAGGAAAGGUCCCAGUGAGAAAAAAAGACAGAAGACGAUAGAAGGAACAUCUAAGGCAGAAUGUGAAUGGAGUGCAUGUGAAAACAUCUUCAUAAGAAUGUUCAUUAAUCUCAAGGAGAAGUAGACAAACUUGAGCAGUGUGCGCUACAUGUUACUAGGUGAUAUUUCCAUUUAUUUACUCUGCCAUGCUUUUGCUCCUCAGUACACGUCUUUCAGACACGCCUACUUUUCAUAUGUUGGCCUUGGCGAUCUGUCCAAAGACUGGGUUUGGCUAGUGGGCAUCUUUUUGCUGUACCUCUCUGCUUUCUCUGAAAUCUUCGAAUGCUCUUUGUGUAUGCAAGUGCACAGAUGCACUUGUGUGUGUGUGCGCGUGUGCGUGCUCAUGUGUGUGUGUUCAGGUGGGUAAAUCUGUGUACUCUGUACAGUAAUUUUUUUGGAAUAAUAAGUCUGUAUGCUUUGAAAUACAACCAAAAUUCAAAUCAGCUUUUGCAUAAUGGUUCACCAAAAAGAACUGCAGCAUAGCAGUGUUUUGAUGUUUUCUGCUUUCAUAUUGUAGGUAAGUAUAUACAGUAUAUAUGUAUAUUAAAUGCUGUGUCUCUCUUGACUUUACUUUGUUCUGCUUUGAUGUUUUGUAUCAACUUUAAAGGACAAAUUCUGUACAUUUCUAAAUACCUUCUCAUGUGUUGCGUGGGUGGAGAAAUUCCCCUCUGCAAUAUUAAACUGAAUCAUGUUAACAUACAAA